Molecule: messenger RNA, 1916 nt
Organism: Hippopotamus amphibius kiboko
Lineage: Eukaryota; Metazoa; Chordata; Mammalia; Artiodactyla; Hippopotamidae
Gene: SARS2
Product: seryl-tRNA synthetase 2, mitochondrial
Exons: 16
Coding region: 25-1578 (517 amino acids)
Biological process (GO): mitochondrial seryl-tRNA aminoacylation
Cellular component (GO): mitochondrion
Molecular function (GO): tRNA binding; serine-tRNA ligase activity; ATP binding
Source: RefSeq, a predicted model, not a curated record
GUGACUCCUUGUCUCCUUUCCAAGAUGGCUGCGUCCAUAGUGCGGCGCUUGUGGCCUUUGGUGGCUGGUCGGGGCCUGCGGCUCCGGGGAAGCUGCGUCUGCAACCAAAGCCCAAGAAGUUUCGCCACAGAGAGACAAGACCGGAACCUCCUGUACGAGCACGCGCGUGAGGGCUACAGCGCGCUCCCUCAGCUGGACAUGGAGCCGCUGUGCGCAUACCCGGAAGAGGCCGCGCGCACCCUGGAGCUCCGCAAGGGGGAGCUGCGGCCGGAUGAGCUGCCCGCGAUCAUCUCGACAUGGCAGGAGCUGAGGCAGCUGCGGGAGCAGAUCCGGAAGCUGGAGGAGGAGAAGGGGGCCGUGGCUGAGACAGUGCGGGCCCUGGUGGUAAACCAGGACAACAAUCAAGUGCAGCAGGACCCCCAAUAUCAGAGUCUGCGGGCACACGGCCGGGAGAUCCGGAAGCAGCUCAUGCUCCUGUACCCUAAGGAGGCCCAGCUCGAGGAGCAGUUCUACCUGCGGGCACUAAGGCUACCCAACCAGACCCACCCAGAUGUGCCCAUCGGGGACGAAAGCCAGGCCCGAGUGCUCCAUGUGGUCGGAGACAAGCCAGCUUUCUCCUUCCAACCCCGGGGCCACCUGGAAAUAGCCGAGAAGCUUGACAUCAUCCGUCAGAAGCGCCUGUCCCACGUGUCUGGCCACCGCUCCUAUUACCUGCGCGGGGCUGGGGCCCUCCUGCAGCAUGGCCUGGUCAACUUCACACUCAACAAGCUCAUCCACCGGGGCUUCACCCCCAUGACGGUGCCAGAUCUGCUCCGAGGAGCUGUGUUUGAAGGCUGUGGGAUGACACCAAAUGCCAAAACAUCCCAAAUUUACAACAUCGACCCCUCCCGCUUUGAAGACCUCAAUCUGGCAGGGACAGCAGAGGUGGGACUUGCAGGCUACUUCAUGGACCACUCCGUAGCCUUCAGGGACCUGCCAGUCAGGAUGGUUUGUUCGAGUACCUGCUACCGGGCAGAAACAGACACGGGGAAGGAGCCCUGGGGGCUGUAUCGAGUGCACCACUUCACCAAGGUGGAGAUGUUUGGGGUGACAGGCCCUGGGCUGGAGCAGAGCUCGCAGCUGCUGGAGGAGUUCCUGUCCCUUCAGAUGGAGAUCUUGACAGAGCUGGGCUUGCACUUCCGGGUCCUGGACAUGCCCACCCAGGAGCUGGGCCUGCCCGCCUACCGCAAGUUCGACGUCGAGGCCUGGAUGCCGGGCCGAGGCCGCUUCGGCGAGGUCACCAGUGCUUCCAACUGCACGGACUUCCAGAGCCGCCGCCUCCACAUCAUGUGCCGGACGGAGGCCGGGGAGCUGCAGUUUGCCCACACGGUGAACGCCACGGCCUGUGCUGUCCCCCGCCUCCUCAUCGCCCUCUUGGAGAGCAAUCAGCAAAAGGACGGCUCGGUGCUCGUGCCCCCUGCCCUCCAGCCCUACCUCGGCACUGAUCGGAUCAGGACCCCCACCCACGUGCCUCUCCAGUACAUCGGCCCCAACCAGCCCCAGAAGCCCAGGCUCCCGGGCCAGCCCGCCUCGAGCUGAGGACUUAUCCUUGUUGGCCAGUAGGGUUGUCACUGCUUCCUGGAGCUCAGGGGUCCCUGGGACCUAUUGUCCUGAGCCCGUCCCGACAUCUGCCUUCAUCAUAUCAGCUGCCUGCCUGGGCCCCUGGGCUCCAGCGUCCACCUCUCCUACGCACCUACUUCCUCAGGGUCAGUCAGUGACCCUGUGGUCUUUGGGGGUCCCAGCCUGCACUGGGAAGCAGGAUGUCUGGAGACUUGGAGGUUCUAGGGAUGGGGGAAGGAGAGGGAGAGGACGCCUCCAUCCCUCCUUCUUCCCUCCCUCAGUGCUUAAGAGAACGUCCCCCAAUAAAUGGUCAGAAC